Molecule: messenger RNA, 1790 nt
Organism: Poecilia reticulata (guppy)
Lineage: Eukaryota; Metazoa; Chordata; Actinopteri; Cyprinodontiformes; Poeciliidae
Gene: gmfb
Product: glia maturation factor, beta
Biological process (GO): actin filament debranching; negative regulation of Arp2/3 complex-mediated actin nucleation
Cellular component (GO): cortical actin cytoskeleton
Molecular function (GO): Arp2/3 complex binding; actin binding
Source: RefSeq, a predicted model, not a curated record
CAUGUUGUGAAGGAAGGGGGAGCCUGUGAGGGAUUGGUCAAACCAGUCACAGGAUGAUGGGAAGUAAAGAGAAAAAACACUGAAAGCGUUUCUGCCAUUCAGAACAGCAGCUGCGGCUUCAGGGAGAUUUUUUAAACUCUACAAUCAUGAGUGAAUCACUGGUCGUGUGUGACGUGGAUGAAGAGCUGGUGAAGAAGCUGAAGGAGUUUCGCUUCCGGAAGGAAACCAACAACGCGGCCAUCAUUAUGAAGAUUGAUAAAGACAAGCAGCUAGUUAUUCUUGAAGAAGAGCAUGAGGAUAUUUCACCUGAUGCUCUAAAGGAUGAACUGCCAGAGAGACAACCCAGGUUCAUCGUCUACAGUUAUAAGUAUGAACACGAUGAUGGACGUGUGUCCUAUCCGCUCUGCUUCAUCUUCUCCAGUCCAGUGGGUUGUAAACCGGAGCAACAGAUGAUGUACGCAGGAAGCAAAAACAAGCUGGUGCAAACGGUUCAACUGACCAAGGCGUUUGAGAUCAGGAACACAGAGGACCUAACGGAAGAUUGGCUUAAAGAGAAACUUGGAUUCUUUCGCUAAGUAAGGUCUUCUCAUCCGGAGGCUUGGGAUGCGAGGGGGAUCCCGACCGCACAACCAUGCUCCAUCUUUCAAGAAGAACACACUACAGAUGUUACCUUCCUCUCUCGGCGGACCUGAAUUUCAAAUAGCUUUUGCAAAUACUGUGCAGUCAGUGGCCACAUCACAGAUGUGGCCGCUUAUAUAUACAUAUAUAAGAUAUAUAUGUAUAUUUUUUAUUACAAUUCAGCCUGCGCCAGAAUGUUCAGACCAUCACAAGAGUUUGAGCGCCACCUCCGUGAUCGUCGACAAUCACGGCCAUAUCUAAACCUCGCCCAUCUGGUCGCCUCAGUCUGCAAAUGCUAUUUGAUUCAGGUCUGCUUUCGCCUCCCACACCAUCUCUCCAUGUGCCAGUGACGUGUCUGUGCUGAAUUAACACUCCCAUAGGUCUUUAAAGUGAACAGAAACGAAACGUGCGUUUGCGCCUUUUCCGAAGCAUGCUCUCAUCAUCCGGGGGGGGGACGUAGCGUCUUCAUAGCUACGGUUUCUGUUUCCUUAAGAAGUUUACACUCAACGAUUUUGCAAUGGAGGCCCUCCUCGGUCGAUUUGUUUUUUACYUUUUUUUUUCCACGGUUUUUAUCUAAUCUGUUUUGUUCUUAUUAUUUCUGGUGUCUGUAGGUUAGAUUUAUGUUGAUUUUAGAGUUUUCUUUUUGUCCUUUUAGUUGWAGCUAGAAUCCAGAAAACACUACUGAGGUCCUUCAGUCCUCACCCAAGGGCAUUUAAAUGAUAAGGUGGGUGCCGUCAGCAGCUCCCCAGAARACAAAAACGCUUAACACUCACACCUAGUCAGGUAAACUGAGCACAUGAACGAGAAACCGUGGCUAAAAGUAUUCGGUGCCUUGCGAAAGUCUUCACACCUGUUGAACUUUUUCCACAUUUUGUCAUGUUAUAAACACAAACUUGAUCUUGAUACCGUUUCUUCAGUGGUGUACUCAGUUGAAACUCUGGGGUCUCUUCAUUCAGAGAUUUAACAACAGUCAGAGAAUAGGGGAAGAAAUACACACACUUUUCAGAUUUUUAUUUGGUAAGAAAUUUUGAAAGCCAUGCGUUUUCCUCCUUCCACUUCACAAUUGUCAUUUCCGUAGUUAUUUGUUCUCAUACUCUAGCUUUUUUUUUUUUAAAUGCGUUUUUGUUAUAUUUUUUUCUGACGCUUCCAAAAAUAUCAAACGUCGAUUAAAA